CCACUCCCACUUCUCCCUGCCAGGCCCCGGAUGGAAGAUGGCGUCGUAAUGUUGCCCUUUUGAAGCCUCCCAGUCGCGUUUUUACCUUAUCUUCCGCACCUGCUCAUCCCUGAGACGCUCUCCUCUUAGUAUUGCAUUAAUGGUAAUGCAUGCGAGGAAACUACCACGUAUUAGCGAUGGGUUCAUCGAGAAGCACCAGACCCACAGCUACGAGAAUUCAAAGUACAGCAGCAGUAAGUACAGGUACAGCAACCAUGAGAAGAGUCGGGAUUCACCAUCUACCAACUCUCUCCGCUCUUCAUCGCCAGACUCGAGGUCACAGUCUCCACGCUACCACAAAGCCAGCUACUACAAGGUGCGUGAGAAGGAAAGAGAUAGGGACCGAGACAACCGGGACCGGGACCGGGAUCGUGAAAGGGACCGCGACCGUGAUCGAGACAGAGAUCGGGACAGAGACCGUGACCGAGAUCGGGAUCGGGAUUACCAUUACAGAGACCGAGAUGACAGCAGGUCUCCCAAAGAGCGUCGAAGAGAAGUUCGUGACCGAGACAGAGAUCGGGAACGAGAUCGGGACAACCGAGGCAACCAUGAUCGUAUUAAUUCCGUUCACAAGAAGGAGGAGAAGGAACGCUUGGCGAGGGUGGGGGACUGGUCGGAGCAUGUAAGCUCUUCAGGCAAGAAAUACUACUACAACUGCCGCACCGAAGUCUCUCAGUGGGAAAAGCCCCCAGAGUGGCUAGAGUGGGAGAGAACACGUGCCAAGGAAACCUCCAAUAGGUCACAUGACAAGAGUUCCACCAGGCAAGAUAAACAUUCCAAUCUGGGAGAAAGUUACCGGGAAGGCAGAGACAUCAGGGAUGGUGAGAGAGAAAGGAAUGAUCGUGAUAGGAGAGAAGUAUAUCGAGGUGAUGACAUGUAUGAUAGAAGAGACUCUAGAAAAUAUGGUCAAGAGGUAGGUGCAGCAGAUAUGGAUAUAUCUUCAGGUGACAGCACGCCAACCUCUGAACAUCUACACACUCGGGGAGCCACUACAGAGAACAGCCACGACGUCAGUGGAGCCACCGUGUCCCUGGCGACUACUUCAGGCGCGACCGUUACGUCCACUCAUUCAGGCACAACCACGACACAUAUACAAAGUGGUUUGAGACCAAAACUUGGACUGCCACCAAGUUCUCUACCCUCAUCCUUACCCCUGCUAAGCAGUACUACUGUGGCUUCAACCUCAGGCACCAACACCACUAGCACUACUACUACCACCUCAUUAACAAGCAGUAUACCUGCCUUGAGUGGCUCCACCUCCAUGGCAGUACCACAGCUACUAAAUCUCCAUCCCCGCCUCAUGACUCUACCAAACUCGUUGAACAAAAGUGGAAUAGAUAUGGACACCACAAAAACUGUGAACUCUAAUAAUUCUCAUACUCAUGAUGGAGAAGGAAUCAUAGUGAAAUCACAGCUAGAACCACUAACAAUAUCAGCAAAUAGUAAUAACAUAGGUGGAGGCCCCCCAACACCAACACAUUCAGAAAACCAAGAUGGUAUUGACAUCAGAAAAGUGGGGAGCCCAACCAGCAGUAUUAACUCCCUACAGUCACUGACCCAGACAGCUGGAGGAUCCUUAGCUGGGCUCAGGCCUCUUGUGCCUGCCCUUACCCCUAGCCUCGCUAAUUACUACAAGGAGACCCUCAUUUCACAUGUACAAAAUUGGCCAGCAGAAGCCCUUGAAAAGCCAGCCCAGAGGCUGUCUGAAGAAGCUCACUCUGUUGGGAGUCUGGUGAUGACGCGGGUAUCUGCCGAGCUCAAGAUGGCGCGGUCCCUUGUACGUCUGGCAGAGAUACAGGCCACACUCCAUGAACAAAGGAUACUUUUUCUACGUGCUCAGAAGAGAGAACUGGAAGAAAUGAAGGCACAGAAUUCCUUCAUGAGUGACACAUAGUGUUGGCCUACCUGUGAUAGCUGCCUGGGUCAGUUGUCUUAGAGUAGACAUGCCUGGGAAUAUUUAUAAAGUGUUAUAUUUUCUUAAUCAUGUUCUAGGUGUGUGAACAUUGGUGAAUUCCAAAGUGUAGGGUGUAACAGUGUGGCGAAAUAACUGACUGUGGGCCCCGGUGAUGCAGGCACCUGCCUGUCAACUGCCACCCCCAAGAUCUGGUGCACAGUGUGCACUGCCACAGGCCUGGGCAACAGUGGCCCUCACAGGACAUCCCCAUCACCUCCCUUCCUGUGUGUGGCACAGACCAUCCCAGGUACCCUCCACCAAGAUCUCCAAUGUCAUCUGUGUUUCUCUGUGAUGAAUAACACAACUAGACACCUCUAAAAGGCUGAGCCUUGACUGAACAGCUUUGCCAUGUCACAAUGUAAAACCGGAUAUGUCAGAGGCUGGCACUGUAUCACACUCCCUGGGGUCUGAGGCACACUCCUAUCCCUCCCCUGAGUACCAACUGUCCUCUUCCCUUCAUCACACACACACACACUUUCCUCUGCUGGGUGAGCUGUAUUGCUACAGCUCUCUAGCUGAAUAGGUUUGAGAGAUUGUAUUUAUUGCUUUUAUAUAUUUCAAAACACUCCCUUGUGAACCACUGUUCCUACCAGCUUAUUACUACUGUUAGGAGAUCACAGUUCAGUACCACCAACUCUAUUUCUUUGUUUUGGGAAUAAGUUGGAAGAGUUGUGUGUGAUGUUUCCAGUUCAGUAGGUGUGGUACACAAUGCCUAUUUACUAUCUGUAGUUAUGGGGGGAGAGUAUAUUAUUAUCUUUUUUUUUUUUUUUUUUUUUUUCCUCAAAUUUCAAAAUGGCUUUCCUUGAUCUUUUUUUUUUUUUUUUUUUUUUUUUUUUUUCUCAAAUUUCAAAAUGGCUUUCCUUGAUCAAUUUUUUGUGUAGGUCCUGUGAAUGUGAUAUUGUGUUCUUGGUGGUUCUCAUUUGGUCCCCAGGGUUGGAAAUAAGGCAGUGUUUAAAGAAGAGGGAUGGUGACAUGUUCUUUUAGUAAUCUUUCCUUUGCUGGCUAAUGUCUCAGUCGUCAUAGUUCCAACUGCGCUGUGAAGGAAAAAUAUUGUCAUAUUCCUAACCAGUUGUUGAUACUUCUCAUGAAGUAAUAUGUUGAAGUGUUAGAUAUUGGUGAACAAGUUAAGAAACAUUUAGUUGAAAGGUUGUGGUCUUGCAGUGGGUGUGGAGGCCAUCUGAGUGAUUGAAAGCAACAUUUUUUUUUUUUUUUUUUUUUUUUUUUUUUUUUUUUGCAUCUAUUUCCUGUCUCCAGUUUCUUGUCUUCUUGCAUUCUUAACAUUACUUGAAUGGGACCUGGUUUCAAGCAGUGAGCAGUUGUCAGCAAGGCCAAGUUCAGUCAUUAGUUUCAUAUCAGGGAUUUUAAUUGCUUGCUUUCACAGGAAUCUGCAUCUCAUAAUGCACUAAGACAUUCUUGCAUCCAUUCAUAAAUAUAAUUUUUAUUUAAUUAAUUUUAAUAGUUUGAUGUGCUGCUUCUGCUGCCAAAGUUUUUCAUGAAAUGCUAUUCUCAGGCUCAACAAAUUUUGCUGAUAUUAAAUUGAAUGGCAUGUGUGAUGUAGCUGAAGACAGGCUGGAAAAGAGAGAGGAAAGAGCUUGCAGUAACUUGCUUAAGUCCUGGCAGUAUGCCACUUUAUGUUGGCAAUAGUGAAAACCUAUACAGAUUUCCCAGCCACAAUCAGUAGGUUGCAGAGUUACAAUGGUGCUAAAGUAUUUUGGUAAUUGGCUGUUCACUGAGCACUGUGAUUUGAGCAGCUGAGGGGCAAAAGUUUUGUAUGCCUUGUACAUGUUUUGACAUGAAUCUAGUCCAGAAAUGUUACAAUAGAGUUUGGUUCUUGUAUCACUGCUCUGCCACCACUCACAGGAAGGUCCAUGUGCCCAUGGGACCAGCAGCUGUUUGUGGAUGAGAGAAGUAUUUGUUACCCUGGCAGCACAGUGUGUGUAGCGAGCACCUAGUAUCCCCCUUUACCCCCUGAAGUGUUAGGUUGUCUUGGUGCCCAGCUGAGGAAGGUCUGCUUGGUUCACAUGCUUUUGGAAGUGCAUCAGAGGCUCACAGAAUGUGGCAUUGUUAAGUGGUGAUAAGUAUGUUAUUACCUGUGCUUGGUGCCAGUCUGGAAGUAUUAAGUUAAAAAAAAUUAUGUACCUUAAUUUUCCUCUCCCCAUUGUCCUCACCCUUAAGAAUGAAAUGUGAAAGUAGAGAAUCAGUUUGUGUUACACUGGCAGCCAAGUUUGAUUUGAACAUAUGUUUUGUGUUGUCACAAAAGUGUCUUUAGUGAUUCAUAUAUUGGUUAGUGGUUGGCAAAAGCAGCAGCUCGAGCAUCUCUUCAGUAAUGUGACACUAAUAUCUUUGCAUUCCAUUUUUCUACAUCCUUCUCUCUGACAUUAUUAUAUUCACUGUGUUAAACCUUGGUGUUGCUUCCUUAAUUUUUCUGUGUCAGGUAUGCCUUUGAACUAUGAUGCCCCUGUGUACCAUUUCUUGUCAUCAUAUAUGUUUUCUUAUGAACUCAACAGUAAAAAUGAAGAGGAAUCGGGACAUGUUUAUUUCUUAUCCCGCUCUGUUCAGUAUUGAUCUCUGUUGUCAUGCAAAGUUCCUGUGAUUCUCCAUUGUGCUCACACCAUAGAUGCUUCGUUACUCAGCUGGUAAAUUCACCACAUAUUAAAUCACAAAACAUUGGUACCUCACUUGUUAAACUUUUAUCUGGUUAUAUUUGUUUUUGCAGAUUGUAACAAUGUUGCUUAGUACAUAUUAUGAUUAAUCUUUCUUGUAAAUUCCUAUUCCUUAUAAUAGCAUGUCAGUCUGUUUACUAAGGUCAUGAUCCAGAUAUUGGUCAAUGAUAUCCUCCGACGUUCCAUAUUUGUUGGCUAUUUCUAGGUCUUCACCACCUUGGCAGGCUGGGGCAAGUUAACAAGAGGCUACGGAUUAUUUGUGUAGACAGUCAGGUGAAGCAUGGAGAAUGUAUUUGCAUGCUUGUACAUAAUGUUUGUUAACCUUAUGUACGCUGCAUUUGUAGGCUUUGUAUAAACGGGGAGCUGACUACUAUAAUAACAUGUACAGUUGUCUGCAAGCAUCCGUGGCCCUGUUGAACUGUGUCACCCAUGUUGCCUCUUUGUGUUCACUUGUUUCUGAUACUUUAUUUCUAUAUACGAGUACAUUAUUACCUAUUUUUUGUAUACUGAACUAGCUCAUUUAUACAUAGAAAAUUUGUUUCCCAUCUUUGGUUGAAUUUUGAAGUACAAUGUGUCACUGGAUAUGUGUGAAGUUCUUGUUGUUAAGGCUCAUCAUUGCCAGUGUGAAACACGAGAGAAGCCUCAGCACUGAGAGGUGUAGUGGCUGGGCUGUGGACAGGUGUCGUGUGGGAGCCCCACUCACCUUGGCAGCCUCACCCGCGCCAGACUGAAGAUUGCAGGACACAGAUUCACUUUGUGUUGGUCUACCCUUUUUCAACAUUUGCUUUAGGCCAAUUAGCCUAAUUUUUGUAAAUAUCAUUCCUUCUCAGAAAGGUUAAAUAAAUAAAGCUGAGCUC
This is a messenger RNA of Portunus trituberculatus (swimming crab), 5513 nucleotides long. RefSeq names its product WW domain-containing adapter protein with coiled-coil homolog (gene wcy). The transcript is spliced from 11 exons. Bases 140 to 1933 code for a protein of 597 amino acids. Gene Ontology annotation, cellular component: nucleus. Gene Ontology annotation, molecular function: RNA polymerase II complex binding; chromatin binding. Lineage: Eukaryota; Metazoa; Arthropoda; Malacostraca; Decapoda; Portunidae. The record is from RefSeq and is a predicted model, not a curated record. Gene Ontology annotation, biological process: regulation of autophagy; positive regulation of TORC1 signaling.